AAUGUGUCAAUUUAGAAAGAAAACUUAACCUCAAAAAUAAUUGUGACGUCUUAUUUAUUUGUUAAUAAGGUUAAUAAUCUCGUGAUUAUGUCUAAAGAAAAUCAUAUUGAUCGUGAUUUAGAUUUAAAUAAUGCUUCGAGAGGUGUUUGGUUGGUUAAAGUACCUAAAUACAUAGCGAAUAGAUGGGAGAAAGCCCCUGGGGAUAUAGAAGUUGGAAAAUUGAAAAUAACUAAAGUUUUAGGUCAAAAACAUCAAGUGUCUUUGUCUUUAUCGCAAGCUGUGUUAAAUUUACCCGAUUGUAAAGGUGAAAAUAUACCAAAGGAUCAUAGAUUAGACGUUUCGACUGUAACCCAACAAACGUUAGGGGUGUUUUCUCAUAUGACUCCUGUUAAUAAAGACUCCGUCGUACCUGAAAGUGAAAAAUUAUUUUUGGAAGGAAAAAUAGUUCAAAAACUAGAAUGUAGACCGUACGCUGAUAAUUGUUACAUGAAACUAAAAUUGGAAUCAAUCAAAAAGGCAUCUAUGCCUACGAGGAAAGUGCAACAACUUGAUCGUGUUGUGCAAACUUAUAAACCAGUUUCAGAUCAUAAAAAUAAUAUUGAGUAUAUUGAACGGAAGAAAGCUGAAGGUAAGAAAGCGAGGGAUGAUAAAGAACAUGUUUUGGAAAUGUUAUUUGCUGCUUUUGAAAAACAUCAAUAUUACAACAUAAAAGAUUUAGUUAAGAUAACAAAACAACCAAUUACUUAUUUAAAAGAAAUUCUUAAAGAUGUUUGCAAUUAUAAUUUGAAAAAUCCUCAUAAAAAUAUGUGGGAGUUAAAACCUGAAUAUCGACAUUAUAAAGAACCUACUGAACCUAAAAAACCUGAAACUGAUGAAGAAGAUGAUGAUUAAUUUAUUUUUUCAUGUUAAUUUUUAAGUUUUACUGAAUUAAUUUCAAAGUGUCUAUGUGUAUAUUAAUUUUGACAAAGAAAUUAAAAUAAAUAAAUCUUUUCUUUACACAA
Onthophagus taurus is the source of this 1001-nucleotide messenger RNA. It is a transcript of the gene TfIIFbeta, whose product is annotated as Transcription factor TFIIFbeta. Lineage: Eukaryota; Metazoa; Arthropoda; Insecta; Coleoptera; Scarabaeidae. Gene Ontology annotation, cellular component: transcription factor TFIIF complex. Gene Ontology annotation, biological process: transcription initiation at RNA polymerase II promoter; transcription by RNA polymerase II. The record is from RefSeq and is a predicted model, not a curated record.